AUGGUGAGACACACACCUGGCACACAGACCAACACAACUGGUCUCUGUGCGGCGUCCGAGCGUUUCCACAGCGUUUGUGCGGAGCUGCGUGAGGCCCUGAGCAGAGAGCAGCAGGCUCAGACGCUGAUCCAGGAACAGUCUGAGCGGCUGCACGCGCUGCAGCUGCAGGUCGACACACACGACGCCCAGCAGACGGACACACAAAGCAGUCUGAGCCGCACAACGCAGGAGGUGAGCAGGAAGGAGCGCUCGCUGAGGAUUCUGGGUAAACACCUGUCGGAGGUUCAGAGGGAGAAGAAGCAGGUGGAGGAGAAGCUGCAGAGAGCAGAGCAGGAGCUGAGCCACGCCCACAGACAACAGGAGGCUGUGAUCAGCUGUGUGAAGGCUGCAGAGAAGCGCUGCACACAGGUCAGAGACGGUCUCGUCCAAUCACAGCGCUCCGUGGCGGUUCAGCCCCGCCCCCUGCUGGAGCCCCUGGAGCUGAGUGGAGCAGAGAGCAUCAUGGGAGCUGCUGAGGUGGCAGCAUGCCAGCUUUAA
Messenger RNA from Stegastes partitus (bicolor damselfish), 537 nucleotides. Its product is annotated as coiled-coil domain-containing protein 171-like. The record is from RefSeq and is a predicted model, not a curated record. Lineage: Eukaryota; Metazoa; Chordata; Actinopteri; Pomacentridae. The transcript has 6 exons. The coding region runs from base 1 to 537 and encodes 178 amino acids.